Molecule: messenger RNA, 1140 nt
Organism: Drosophila takahashii
Lineage: Eukaryota; Metazoa; Arthropoda; Insecta; Diptera; Drosophilidae
Gene: Or33a
Product: Odorant receptor 33a
Biological process (GO): detection of chemical stimulus involved in sensory perception of smell; sensory perception of smell
Cellular component (GO): plasma membrane
Molecular function (GO): odorant binding; olfactory receptor activity
Source: RefSeq, a predicted model, not a curated record
AUGGAGCCAUCCUGUAAGGAAGUGAAAAGUGAAAGUCUCUACAAAACAUAUUGGCUCUAUUGGCUACUUUUGGGUGUCGAGGGCGAGCAUCCAUUCCGAUGGAUACUGGACUUUGUAAUCACCUUUUUCUUCACGUUUUGGUAUCCCGUUCAUUUAAUCCUCGGAGUGUAUAAUAAGCCGAUGGUACAAGUCUUCAGGAGUCUACAUUUCCUAGCAGAAUGUCUCUUCUGCAGCUUGAAAUUUAUCUGCUUUCGAUGGAGACUUUUAGAAAUAAAGGAUAUCGAAAGAAUUCUCCAGGAUUUGGAUAAGCGAGCUGAGAGCCAAGAAGAACGCAGAUACUUUGACCAAGGGCCGAGACGUGAAGCCCAAAUGCUAUCGAAAGGCUAUUUGGUGGCUGCCACAUCUUCCAUAAUCACUGGGACUGCUGCUGGUUUAUUUAGUAGUGGUCGAAAUUUAAUGUAUUUGGGUUGGUUUCCUUAUAAUGUCCAAGCCACCGCAUUGGUUUUUUGGAUUAGCUUUGCUUAUCAAGCUAUUGGGUCCAGUAUGUUGAUUAUGGAAAAUCUUGCCAACGAUUCAUAUCCUCCAAUUACCUUUUGUGUGGUCACUGGUCAUGUGAGACUUUUGGCCAUGCGUUUAAGUAGAAUUGGGCAUGAUGAGCAGGUAUCAAUGGCUGAAAAUAACAGGAAGCUCAUCGAAGGAAUAAAGGAUCACAGGAAACUAAUGCGAAUAAUUUGCUUGCUUCGCAGAAUUUUAUAUCUUACGCAACUUAGCCAGUUCCUUUCGAGUGGAAUCAACAUUGCAAUAACGUUGAUCAACAUCCUGUUUUUUGCGGAAAAUAACUUUUCGAUGACUUACUAUGCUGUCUUCUUCGCGGCCAUGUUUAUAGAACUAUUUCCAAGUUGUUACUACGGAACUCUGAUGACGAUGGAAUUUGAUAAAUUACCAUACGCAAUUUUCUCGAGCAAUUGGAUUAAAAUGGAUAGAGGAUACAAACGAUCCUUAAUAAUCCUGAUGCAGCUUACGAUGGUUCCGGUGGAUAUUAAAGCUGGAGGGAUUGUUGGCAUCGACAUGAGUGCCUUCUUUGCCACAUGUCGAAUGGCCUAUUCCUUUUUCACCCUAGCCAAAUCGUUUCGAUUCUAG